CCCCGGGGUGCUGGAAACAGGAGCGGAGUGUGUGUCAGCUUGGCGAGGAGACAGAAGUCACAUCUGACAUUUGUCAUCAGUAAACUGCUCUGAGGUCUGUCAGGGGAAGGCGGGACUCACUUUACCGGACUCACCUUUUUAUAGUUGUGCAGUAUUUCUGCUGUUUUUCACCGCAACACUGAUCUUUUAAAAACAAACCUGAAGAUGCCAACCGGUACUCUGGAAAGAACAUCUCCAUCCGCCGUGGCUGCCACUCCGGCAAGUGCGGACUCCACACCCGAAAAACCGCGGAGUCUGACAGAGAGCAGAAAGUCCUCCAAACCAAUCAUGGAAAAGCGAAGACGUGCGCGCAUCAAUGAGAGCCUUGGACAGCUGAAGACCCUCAUCCUAGACGCACUCAAGAAAGACAGUUCCAGACACUCCAAACUGGAGAAGGCAGAUAUCCUGGAGAUGACUGUGAAGCACCUCAGGAACCUGCAGCGACUUCAGAUGACCGCUGCUGUGAACACAGACCCCUCCGUCCUGGGUAAAUACAGAGCUGGGUUCAGUGAGUGUGUUGGAGAGGUCACCCGUUUCCUGUCCACGUGUGAGGGGGUGAACACUGAGGUGAGAACUCGCCUUCUCAGCCACCUGGCGGCCUGCGUGACCCAGAUCAACGCCGUCAACCUCUAUGGACCUCACUUGGGCACGCUUGGACUUGGACAGACCAACACGCAGAUCCCCGCUGCUUCAGCCCCACAGAUGCCUUGCAAAAGCAGCUCAGCGAUGCACAUUUCCCCAGAGGCGAUGAAGCUCUAUAGUGGCUUCCAGGUUGUGCCGACGCCAGACGGACAAGUCACUUUUCUUGUUCCCAGCGCAGCUCUCAUACCUCUCAGUGCACAAAACAGCCACCACGUGUCACCUGUUGCACCUCCGGUCACCUCAGACUCUGUGUGGAGACCAUGGUAGAAAAUCAGCUCAAAAGAUUGUGGAGAGAAAAAUGGACUAUCACACAAUAAAACAUAUUUUUGUACAUUUUGUAAAUGUUUUUUUAAAAUCUACUUGAGAUGGAUGUUCACACACAUUUGUGUUUCUUAAAUGGACACUAGGAGAUAUUCUUGGCUUGCUCUGAUUUUCUGCUUUUGAUAUGGCACAAUUCAUUUGCCUCAGGAGGUCAAGGACACCCUUGAAAAUCUCCUGAAAAGCAUUGUAUUUUUUGAGAUUAAUAAAAUGUUUCUAUGAUGCU
Lates calcarifer (barramundi perch) is the source of this 1225-nucleotide messenger RNA. Its product is annotated as transcription factor HES-1-B-like. Gene Ontology annotation, biological process: anterior/posterior pattern specification; regulation of neurogenesis; regulation of transcription by RNA polymerase II. The transcript has 4 exons. The record is from RefSeq and is a predicted model, not a curated record. Gene Ontology annotation, molecular function: protein dimerization activity; RNA polymerase II cis-regulatory region sequence-specific DNA binding; DNA-binding transcription factor activity, RNA polymerase II-specific. Lineage: Eukaryota; Metazoa; Chordata; Actinopteri; Centropomidae. Gene Ontology annotation, cellular component: nucleus. Bases 205 to 948 code for a protein of 247 amino acids.